GCGAGCGGUCACUCUUCAUCACGGCCGCCGCUUCGUGUCACCGCGUACGUGCAGUAUAGUGGCGUAUCGGGCUGCGCGCGCGCUUGCGUCGUCCACACUUGCGUCGUCCUAUUUCGGGUCUUGCUGUGAUUGUAUUGUUUUUAUUGUUAUUAUUCGUUUUUUUAAACUACCUCGUUUUUUCUCCGUUCCGUUCUCGUCUCGCUUCCGGAUAGUGUUCCCGUUACCGCUCACUGUUGAAACCCGUUGAUUAUUCGCUGCACCGCGGUUCUGUGUGUCGACCGCCGUUUCCGUCGUUGUGUGUUGCGCUCGCGAUGUGUUGACGCGCGCGCCCGUCCGUUGUCCCCGGUGAAAUAUGCCUCCAGACGGGUUGGCGUUGCCGUCGGUCAUUUGAAAGGGUCGCCGCCGGAUUCGAGUGGUGCCAGUGUUCGGUUCUUACCUCUACCCGGUCGUGCCCCAUCUGCUAGUCACCACCUUCCCGGAGAUGGAGUCCAUUCGAAAAUGGUUCUACAAGCCAAAAAAAGGAGACCGUUCAUUGUUGGCGCAAUUUUUCUAUGCCGAUGAUGAACUAAAUGCCGUGGCUACGGAACUGGACAGUUUUGAUGGCAAAAAAGACCCUCAGCGAUGUACUGCCCUUGUGAAUCAUUUGAGACAAUGUCAGGACAAAGUUUUAACGAUUUGCAUUAAAAUUAUGGACGAGUUGAUUCCCGGCGAACGUGCCAGUCGUGAUUUUCGUGUAAAAUUUCCAGAUGAUGUAAUUCAGGACAAUUUGGCAGGGCAGUUGUGGUUUGGUGCUGAGUGUUUGUCCGCGGGGUCCAGCAUAAUGAACAGGGAAGCUGAAAGCGGUGCUAUGAGGCCUCUCGCUCGUGCACUAACCAAAUCGUUGGAAAAAGUCCGAGGUCUUUUGCGAGAUGCAAGUCUUUGUAGUGACCAAACACCACCGUGUUUGCGCAACCUAAUAUCGUCGUUGUGCACGUUUGAUCAUUUGUUGGCUGAAUUUGAGCUACGUUAUGUGUCUGCCAUGGUACCCGUCAAGACUGCUCAUGAAUACGAACUCCAACAACUUGUGGUCGUCUUGUUUUCAGAAACCCUCCAAAGGGCACUUGUUAAGGGUCUCUUGACUCAAGAUAUGGUUGACGAUUACGACCCGGCUCUUAUGUUCACUAUUCCUCGAUUGGCAAUCGUUUCUGGUUUAUUGUUUUACCCCUACAUGUCACCAUUGUCCCUCGACCAAAACGCUACUAAUAUGUCUGAUAUGUUCCGUCCAUUUCGAUCAUUGUUAAUGAAAAUUCGAGAGCUCCUUUUGACACUGUCCGAAAAGGAGUUGUCAUCACUAGAAAGAAUGUUGUGCUCAUCUGAUGAGGUGAAGUUUGAUGAGAAAUUGUCAACUAAAAAUAAACAGUUAUGUCAAGAAACGAGUGACGAAGACUCAGAAUGUCUUUCAUCUAGUACUGCCGAACUAGUAAUGGAAAAUAAUGUCACUUCAACCAUAGAACAUUGCAGCACAAAAGGAUUUCCACCAUCAUCCCCUCAAGACUUGAUGAAUAACAAUCCGUCGAUAAAACAUAAAUCCUUUGGAUCAACAAUCAUAUCAAAUACCAACGAUCUUCAAAAUAACGAAUUAAAAAAUCCUGUUUCAUCAAGUACGGCAUCCACUAACGAGUGUUUGGAGUCGAGCUCGGUACCAGAUGCUGACCUUACUGAAUCUUUGGCUACGGCAACAGAAGCUUUAACUGAAAUUCUGGUCAAGUCGAAUGUUGAUCACGAUCAUCGAAAUGGUACGCAGGAUACAAACGGUAAUGAAGCACCACUCCUGAAACAAUAUCCCAACGUGUCCAGUAGUUCUACGCAAACGGAAUGCCCUCCAUCUAGUUCGUAUCACUCGUGUUGUUGCAAAGAGUGGAACUAUUGGAAAUCAGCCGAGGAUAAACAAGAAAGGUGUGGUAGCAACAAUUCCGUCUCCGUCACCACCAUUCAGUGUCAGUCGUCUACAAGCUGCUGUUGUCAUCAUAGGAGGAAAAAGGUCACCACUACCACCACUGGAAGUUGUAGCAGUAGCAGUGAAACGGCACAAGACAAGAUCAACAGUUGCGAGUGUACUGUCUCAAAAUAUUCAAAGAACUGGCGAGAGUUGCGUAAAACUACCAGUAACAAAAGAGCCAACAUUAUAUGUCGUUUUCAGAGCUGCAACAGUAAUAGACAUUCUAAAUCUGUGAUUAAAAAACAUGAUAUGUGUUCAAGCUGUUCUACUAGUUACACGACGUCCUCUGCUGAUGAAAGUGAUGAGAGCAUGACUGAUAGUACAUCGACUGACAGUUCCUGUAAUUAUACCUUACGCCGACAAAAAGCUCGUGCUAAGUUUAGAUCUGAUGAAGAUUUAUUGCAUCGUCUUUUUGUGUGCAUAUCUGGAGUGGCCGAUCAACUGCAGACAAAUUUUGCUGGGGACUUACGAAAUAUACUUAAAGCAGUAUUUCUCAUGUCGAAUUCAAACUAUAGUACAGAUAAUCAACAGAACACCGAUAUGACUAUUCAAAUCACAGAAGUAUUGCCAGUAAUAAACAACGCGGCUUCAGUGAUAAUUGAAAAUGGUGAAGAGGCUCUAGUAUGGAGAAGUGAACCAUUGAUAGGUGAUGUAUUGUCAACAACUAUGGAGACUCCUCCUCCUUGGGUACCUGACAAUGAAGCACCUACGUGUAUGUCUUGUAAAGCUAUAUUCACCGUUGUCCGAAGACGUCAUCAUUGUCGAAAUUGUGGCAAAGUUUUUUGUUCUCGGUGCAGUUCCAACUCUGUUCCACUACCAAGGUUUGGACAUCUAAAGCCAGUACGUGUUUGUAACCGUUGUUUCAUUUACCAAGUUACCCCAUUCACAUUGGAGCCUUCAAUUGGACCGGUUCCAAUCGUUAUGCAAUCUUAGUAUAUUUUAUGAAGUUUGUAUCUCCUUCCAAUUAUUUUCUUUCCUAUGCAUUCCAAAGCUAUGAAGAAACAUCUUUAUUUUUUGUGUUACCAUUUUAUCCUAAUUGACUUUAUUAGUUUCUUCCAUUUAAUCUUUUGCUUUAUAAAUUUUCCCCAUUUAUAAAUAUUCUGUUCCUAAGAGUAAUUAUAAUAUUAGUAUUCAAAAAGAGAACAUUUUCAUUCAACCAUUCAAUGAUUUAAUUUUAA
Sipha flava (yellow sugarcane aphid) is the source of this 3156-nucleotide messenger RNA. RefSeq names its product lateral signaling target protein 2 homolog. Gene Ontology annotation, molecular function: metal ion binding. NCBI's taxonomy places the organism in Eukaryota, Metazoa, Arthropoda, Insecta, Hemiptera, Aphididae. Gene Ontology annotation, cellular component: early endosome membrane. The record is from RefSeq and is a predicted model, not a curated record. Bases 482 to 2911 code for a protein of 809 amino acids. The transcript has 11 exons.